AUGGGAGAAUACAUUCCUCGAUUUGAACAGCGUGAGGGUGACCAGCGAGGCUAUGGGCCACAACGUCUCCCGACAUUGGGAGCUGUACCAGUGCUCAAUGAGAAAGGACAACUUGUUAUGCAGAAAGUCAAAGUGCAGCGAUAUAUUGCGGGAAAAUUACCAAACUAUGCAAAGGACGAUGGGACCGACUCUGAAGAUGAAGUGAAAGAGGAGAAAAAGCGGCGGGAGAGCAGAUUUGACAAAGAGGAGCGACCAAAAGAAAGACAUAGACGGGAAAAAGACGAAGAGCGAGAACAGAGACGUCGUGAUCGACAUCGAGAAGAAAGCAGCCGGGUCAUUGAAGAACCCGAGAUCAUUGCAAAAGAAGAGUCUGAUAGCGAUACGGAAAUCGCUGAGCAACGCCGGCAGCGUGCGCGCUUGAGAAGAUUAGAGCUUGAGCAGCAACAGCAGCAGGAGGAAGAAGAUGAUAUUGGAAGUGACGAAGAGGAAUUCGAACGACGUCGGCAAAUGAUUCGAGAACGAGCCAAACAAAGGGAGUUCGAAGAACUGAAGGCGAAGGUAUUUGUUCGCAAGAAGGAUCGUGUCACAUUGCUUGAAGCAGAAAAAGAAAAGCUGGCGCAGGAAUUGCUCAAGAAGGAAGAGGAGAGGAAAAAAGAAGAACGAAAAAGAGAUAGCAUCAGGUUAGUGCAACAAGUGUUGCGCGAGGAAGAUGAAAUGGAAAAGCGAAAGAAAGAAGAAAAUAUCGAAUUGGGUUCUGUACCCACCGAUGAUGAAAGUGAGAAUGUUGCGUAUGAAACGUGGAAGUUACGAGAAAUGAAGCGAUUGAAAAGGAACAGAGAGGAACGAGAACAGUUAGCAAAGGAGAAGGCUGAAUUUGAGCGCGUUCAUAAUAUGACAGAAGAAGAACGUUUGAAAUAUCUACGUGCGAAUCCGAGAGUUAUCACAAACCAGGCCAUCAAGGGCAAAUACAAGUUCUUGCAAAAGUACUACCAUCGUGGUGCGUAUUACCUUGAUGAGGAAGAUGAUGUGUAUAAGAGGAACUUUGCCGAAGCCACGGCAGAUGACGUAUUCGAUAAAACAGUGCUUCCUAAAGUCAUGCAGGUCAGUUCAUCUGUUAAUAGUUUAGGCGCUAGGUUAAAAACUUUGGAAAGGCUUCACGUACGAAAUAUACACAUCUUACGAAUGAAGACACAACAGACCAUCAAGGUGUAUGGGCUAGCGCUAAUAACCUCAAUGUCCAAUUCUUCAACAAAAAAGCCGUUAAUGGAGAUGGAAGUGGACGGAGCGAAUGCGUCAGCGGAUCAGCGGCAGUCCGACGGAACUGGCGCUGCAUCCGCAGUCAGUGCCGAAGGUGGUGUUACCAAGCCAACUGCUCAAGUUGCUCCAACUCCGAUCCAGCCGCCUCCGCCAUCUCAGCCCGGUUUGCCCAAUUACUCACUCUUGAUGACGUUGAAUGGCCACCAGAAAUCGGUUGCGUCGUUGAAAUUUUCGCCUUGUGGGGCAUACAUCGCCUCUGCCUCGGCGGAUACUACGGUACGUGUAUGGUUUGUGAAGGAUGGUAAACCAAUGAAGACGUUAAACGGACACAAAAUAGGCAUCAACGAUGUGGCAUGGAGUCCGAACUCAUUAUUUCUGGCAUCGGCUUCCGAUGAUAAGACGGUCCGAAUUUGGGAGGUCGAAACAGGAAAGUGCAUCAAGACGUUGAAAGGCCAUACAAACUACGUUUUCUGCUGCGCUUACAAUCCUCAAUGUACGAUGGUAGCGUCGGGAUCGUUCGACGAAACCGUGCGAAUUUGGGACUUGCGGACGGGCCUAUGCACGAAGGUCCUACCUGCUCAUGCUGAUCCAGUCUCUGCGGUAUCUUUCAAUCGCGACGGUACCCUGCUUUGUUCGAGUUCGUAUGAUGGCCUGGUGAGGAUUUGGGAGACAGCGAAUGGACAGUGCGUGAAGACGUUGGUCGAUGACGACAACCCACCUGUGGCGUUUGUGAAGUUUUCUCCCAACGGCAAAUACAUUCUGGCAUCUACACUCGACAGCACGCUGAAAUUGUGGGAUUUCACAAAAGGUAAAUGUUUGAAGACCUAUACGGGACAUGUGAACCAGAAGUACUGCAUCUUCUCAAAUUUCUCCGUAACUGGUGGCAAAUGGAUUGUGUCGGGCUCUGAGGACAAGAAGAUCUACAUCUGGAAUCUGCAGACGAAGGAAGUGGUACAAACUAUCGAUUGCCAACAGGACGUCGUGCUGGCCACGGACUGCCAUCCAACGCAGAACAUCAUCGCGUCAUCUGGACUGGAGUCAGACUUCUCAAUUCACUUGUGGAAAAGCGAUUUUUGA
This is a messenger RNA of Cooperia oncophora, 2334 nucleotides long. NCBI's taxonomy places the organism in Eukaryota, Metazoa, Nematoda, Chromadorea, Rhabditida, Trichostrongylidae. The record is from the annotation of a GenBank genome assembly.